Verticillium alfalfae VaMs.102 is the source of this 1701-nucleotide messenger RNA. RefSeq names its product sphingosine-1-phosphate lyase. Gene Ontology annotation, cellular component: endoplasmic reticulum. Gene Ontology annotation, molecular function: sphinganine-1-phosphate aldolase activity; pyridoxal phosphate binding. The record is from RefSeq and is a predicted model, not a curated record. Bases 1 to 1701 code for a protein of 566 amino acids. NCBI's taxonomy places the organism in Eukaryota, Fungi, Ascomycota, Sordariomycetes, Glomerellales, Plectosphaerellaceae. Gene Ontology annotation, biological process: carboxylic acid metabolic process; sphingolipid catabolic process. The transcript has 3 exons.
AUGCCUGGCAGCUCGCGCAUGCCCGUGAGCCUUCGGGAUGGCUUCAACCAUGUUAAGAAGUCCCGCCAAACGAACCCCUUCCUUAUCCUGAACCUCGAUCUUCUUCGAAACAUUGUCUUCUUCUUCUUCGUUGUUCGAUGGACCCGCAAGACAUUCUGGAAGCUGAAGGGCCGCGGCCUGAUCGGCUCUAUCGCGGAGUUCUACACUUCGCUGCGUAGGGUCCUGUAUGGCUACUUCUUGCGCGCCCCCGGUGUACGCGGCCAGGUGCAGAAGCAGGUCAAUGAGAGCUUGAGCAAGCUGCAGGGCAAGAUGGUGCCGACGAAUCUCACCCGCUACCUGACCCUUCCCAAGGAGGGUCUUUCUGACGACGUCAUUCGCACCGAGCUCGACACACUUGCAAAUAUGGACCAUACGCGCUGGGAGGAUGGAUACGUGUCCGGCGCCGUCUACCAUGGCGAGGAAGACUUGAUCAAGCUACAGACGGAGGCGUACGGCAAGUUCACUGUCGCCAACCCGAUCCACCCGGACGUCUUCCCCGGCGUCCGGAAAAUGGAGGCCGAGGUUGUCGCCAUGGUCCUCGCCAUGUUCAACGCGCCUCCCGGCGCCGCCGGCGUUUCAACCAGCGGUGGUACAGACAGUAUCCUCUCGGCGUGCCUGAGCGCGCGACAGAGGGGCUAUCACGAGAAGGGCAUCACUGAGCCCGAAAUGAUUCUCGGCGAAACCGCACACCCAGCUUUCCGCAAGGCAUGCGACUACUUCAAGAUUAAGGCUCAGUUCGUGCCAUGCCCGGCGCCAUCGCACCAGGUGGACGUCAAGGCCGUUGCGCGCCUCAUCACGAGCAAUACCAUCCUCAUCGUAGGAUCAGCGCCCAACUUCCCCCAUGGCAUCAUCGAUGACAUUACGGCGCUGUCAAAGCUCGCCCUCCGCAAGAAGAUCUGCCUGCAUGUCGACUGCUGUCUAGGAUCGUUCCUGGUGCCGUUCCUGGACAAGGCCGGAUUCGAAACCGAGCUCUUCGACUUCCGACUCAAGGGCGUCACGAGUAUUAGCUGCGACACACACAAGUACGGAUUUGCGCCCAAGGGCAACUCAACAGUUCUGUACCGCACAGCCGCGCUGCGCAAGUACCAGUACUACGUUUCACCAGAUUGGUCUGGCGGCGUCUAUGGCUCGCCUGGAAUGGCAGGCUCGAGACCUGGCGCUCUCAUUGCAGGCUGCUGGACGAGUUUGAUGAAGACUGGCGAGGCUGGCUACGUGGACGCGUGCGUGAAGAUUGUCGGCACAACUAAGAAGAUGAUUGAGAGGAUCCACGAGGUGCCGGCACUAGAGAGCGAGCUCGAAAUUGUGGGGAGGCCGCUUGUCUCGGUCAUGGCGUUCACGGCGCGCAACCUCGACAUCUACGACAUUGCGGACGCGAUGAGCACCAAGGGAUGGCACCUCAACGCUCUGCAGAACCCGCCGGCGAUUCAUGUGGCAGUUACACUGCCGAUCACCAAGGUUUGGGAAAAGCUGAUGGCGGAUCUGGAGGCUGUUGUCGAGGCGGAGCGGGAGAAGGAGAGGGUGAGGAUUGUCGAGGGCAAGGGCGCCAAGGGUACGGCCAAGGGUGACUCGGCAGCGCUGUACGGUGUGGCUGGGUCGCUUCCGAAUAAGAGCGUUGUCGUGGACCUUGUCAAUGGCUUCCUGGAUCUGCUGUACAAGGCAUGA